UGAAAAAUUAGCAACAAAUCAAACCAUACAUCUUUCACAUAAACAAGCCAACAUGCAUGCACUUAGCUGUUUUAACAACAUUGUCAUAGUUUUUCUAGUAUCCUCACUAAUCUUACCAUCACCUAAUAAACUAUUUUCAGUUGAAGCUAGAAACUUAGUUUCAUGCAAUGGUGUGUUCAAGGUGAAUCUAAUUCACCGUGAUUCACCACUUUCUCCUUACUACAACUCUUCCUUAACACCGCGAGAGCGCGUAAAGAGAGCACCCCUAGGCUCAAUCUCCCGUGGCCAUACCAAUGAUGUGAAAUUAUCAGCUUUAAUUUCAAAUGGUGGGGAUUACCUCAUACAAUUUUCGCUUGGUACGCCUCAAGUCGAAUUCAUAGCUGCUGCUGAUACUGGUAGUGACCUUAUAUGGAUUCAAUGUUCACCCUGUGAUACUUGCCUCUCAACAGCAUCUCAAUCAUUUGAUCCUACACAAUCUUCCACCUAUAAUGUAAUCCCCUGCACUUCUUCUAGUUGUAAUAACUAUAUAGAUCUUACAACUGGUUGUGCUAAAAGUAGCAAUAUGGACUACUCAUCGCUGUGUGUUUACUAUUCUUCCUAUGGAGAUGGAACACAAAGUCUAGGCAUCUUAGCCACGGAAACUAUUAGCCUUCCUACUUCUGACGCUACAUCAAAGAGCCUUCCUUCCUCAGUUUUUGGGUGUGGCUUCGACAACAAAGGCCGAAUUGGGUACCAAGGGGAAGGGGUUGUCGGGCUUGGACAAGGCCCUGCUUCUUUGAUUUCGCAACUAGGUUCAAAUAUCAACUACAAGUUCUCCUACUGCUUGGCUCCCCUGUCUUCCGGGGUGACUAGCAAGCUAACCUUUGGAGCUGAUGUAACCAGCUCUGCAGUAGUGUCUACUCCUUUCACAACUGCAAAUGAUAAUACGUUUUACUACCUAUCCCUCAAUGGUAUUACUGUUGGAGAUCAGGAUAAUUCAGUCCAAGUUCCCACAAAACUCAACAUGAUCAUCGACUCUGGUACCACUUAUACUUAUCUACCAUCCAACAUCUAUGAAAGUGUUAAGUCUAGUUUGGAAACUGCUAUUGAGCUUACCCCUGUAGAGAGCCCUGUCGAAUCUUUAGACCUUUGUUAUGAUACUAUACAAUUAGCAAGUUCAGGUGCGCAGUUUAACCCUCCUGAUAUGGUGUUCCAUUUUCAAGGGGCUGAUGUUGUGUUAAAGGCACUCAACACCUUCAGGGAUGUGGGAGAUGGUGUGAGUUGUUUGGCAAUUGUAGCUAAUAAUGAUCAACCUUAUAUCUUUGGGAAUAUUGCUCAAGUUAACUUUGAAGUUGGGUAUGAUUUACAAGCAAAGCAAGUUUCGUUUGCUCCAGCAGAUUGCACCAACUUUUAGUGUUUGGAUCAUUUGGAGUUGUAAAAUAACUCUACAAGGUAGAAUUUGAGCAAU
Beta vulgaris subsp. vulgaris (sugar beet) is the source of this 1447-nucleotide messenger RNA. RefSeq names its product aspartic proteinase CDR1-like. The record is from RefSeq and is a predicted model, not a curated record. The transcript has a single exon. Gene Ontology annotation, molecular function: aspartic-type endopeptidase activity. Gene Ontology annotation, biological process: proteolysis. Gene Ontology annotation, cellular component: extracellular region. NCBI's taxonomy places the organism in Eukaryota, Viridiplantae, Streptophyta, Magnoliopsida, Caryophyllales, Amaranthaceae. Bases 53 to 1393 code for a protein of 446 amino acids.